Molecule: messenger RNA, 1511 nt
Organism: Brassica oleracea var. oleracea
Lineage: Eukaryota; Viridiplantae; Streptophyta; Magnoliopsida; Brassicales; Brassicaceae
Product: B3 domain-containing protein At3g11580
Exons: 3
Coding region: 133-963 (276 amino acids)
Molecular function (GO): DNA-binding transcription factor activity; DNA binding
Source: RefSeq, a predicted model, not a curated record
UUUUUUUUUUUCUACACACUCUCUUUUCCUCUCUCCUUCGUAUAAUACUAUAUUAGUACCAUUACCCAUCUCCCUUUCACCACCAAACCUCUGCACAUCCUCUCUACUCUCUCUCACUCACAAGCAAAAAAAAUGUCAGGCAACCAUUACUCGAGGGACAUCCACCACAACACUCCCUCGUUGCACCAUCACCAAAACGACGCCGUUGUUGAUAGAGAGUAUUUGUUCGAGAAAUCACUAACACCAAGCGACGUCGGAAAGCUAAAUCGUUUAGUCAUACCGAAACAACACGCCGAGAAACACUUCCCUCUCAAUAAUGCCGCCGAUGACGUGGCGGCGGCCGAGACGACGGAGAAAGGGAUGCUUCUGACCUUCGAGGACGAGUCAGGCAAGUGUUGGAAAUUCAGAUACUCGUAUUGGAACAGUAGCCAAAGCUACGUGUUGACCAAAGGAUGGAGCAGGUACGUGAAAGACAAGCAGCUCCACGCAGGGGACGUUGUUUUCUUUCAGCGCCACCGUUUUGAUCUACAUAGAGUCUUCAUUGGUUGGCGAAAACGCGGCGAGGUUUCUUCCCCUUCCGCCAUCUCCGUCGUCUCUCAAGAUGCUCGAGUUAACACGACGGCGUACUGGAGCAACGGCUUGACUACACCAUACCGUCAAGUACACGCGUCAACUAGUUCUUACCCUAACAUUCACCAAGAGUAUUCACACUAUGACGCGCGCGUGUCGCGACGGUGGAAAAUUGUAGGCGCCGUCGCUGAGACACCGACGGUGGUUACAGGGAGCUCGAGGACGGUGAGGCUAUUUGGAGUUAACCUGGAAUGUCACGGCGACGUUGUCGAGCCACCACCGUGUCCCGACGGCUACAAUGGCCAACACUUUUACUAUUACUCAACUCCUCAUCCAAUGAAUAUCUCAUUUGCUGGGGAAGCAAUGGAACAGGUAGGAGAUAGACGAGGUUGACGAUAUCCGAAACGAAUGGACAAUCUUUUAGAUUUUGACUUUAGAUUAUGAGUCCAUACUUGGCCCAGUUGUCAUAGACAAACACCAAAAAGGAGGACAAUUAAUAUCAGUAUAACUUUAUUAUUAUGUACUUAGUUAUUUACUAUUUAACCAAUUUGAAAACAAAAAUAAAAAAAGAGUAGAAUUUUCUUUUUCAACAUUUGAGCCAGAGAGUUAAAAAUGUGUAUUAUUUGAUGCCUGAGAAUCUGAGAUAACUUCAAUGAAACUCGCAAAAAGGUCAUUUGAGAGCUUGUAUCAUGUAUACGUGCAUGUAUAUGAAUCAAUGACGAUGAAAGAUGAUUUGGGAAAUGUUGUGAUUCAUGUGAUGAGAUUACAUGAAGAAAAAACUGUGGCCCUAACACAUAAUUAAAGAAGAGGGCAUAGCAUGUGUGUAAAAAUGUAUGUUAUGUUACAACUUACAACGCCUUCUCUAUCUGGUCCAAAGCAAAACCUAAGGACCAUUUUAUUCUAUAUUACUCUUCUUUUGAUUCUCUUUGUUUUUUUCUUUU